AUGAAGCCCUACAACAGCUGUGGGUGCUGCAGAGACCAGCGCUGGAACCACCCUCGGCCGCAGUCAGAGGGCCCGCGCAGUAACACCGCGCUACGCGGCGCUCCUGGCGCGGGCGGGGCCGGCUCCGCCCCUCGGGCCCGCCCCGCACGCGGGCAGUGCUCCGCGGCCUCCUCUGCUGAGCCUGUGCGGCCGCGGGGGGCUCCCCGGACGGCACUGCAGUGCCCCCUAGCGGCGGCGGCUGCCCCGGGCUCCUGCCCGCAGCCCGGCAUGGAGGCUGACGAGGGUGCCGCGGGCGGCGCGGAGCAGCGGCAUCCCCGCCGCCGGCCCGGGCCCGAGCGCUGCCCCAGCCCCAGCCGCCUGGACGUCAGCUCCAGCCGCUUCGACCCGCUGCUGGCGCUGUACUCGGCCAGCACGCCGCUGCCCUUCCCCUCCGCGCCCUGCUUCAACAACCUCGCCGAGUACGAGAGCUUCCAGCGCGGCCUGCUCCGCCCGCGGGGCCGCCGCUCCGCUCCCUCCCGCCGCGGCCCGCCCGCUUCCCGCUCCGCCCGCCGGGGCCCGCCCGCCGCCGACCCCGAGCGCAUCCAGCGCCUCCGCAGCCUCAUGGUCAACGCGGGCCACGAGCAGGAGGCGGCCGAGGGCGGGGGGACGGCCCGGAGGCGGCGGGCACCGCGCAACGUCCUCACCAGGAUGCCCCUCCACGAAGGCAGCCCACUGGGGGAACUUCAUCGCUGUGUUCGAGAUGGUGUAAGGAUCAAUGUCCAUAUCCGCACUUUCAAAGGGCUUCGUGGAGUCUGCACAGGGUUUUUGGUUGCAUUUGACAAGUUCUGGAACAUGGCCUUGACAGAUGUAGAUGAGACAUACAGGAAACCAGUGAUGGGCAAAGCGUUCUAUGCAGAGCCUCAGCUCUCACUAACCAGGCUGUUUAACAGACUCAAGCUGCAGGAUUCCUCAGUAAAGAAGGGAGCUGACUCAAAGACUGUCUCAGAGGAGCCAGCCCUGACAAAUGACUCUCAGAUGCCGGGGUCGAAAGCUGGAUCAGGACGAGGGAGAGCAGAAGAUGAGCGUGAGAGGCAGAAACGCGUGGGCAGAGCUGGAGAAAAGAAGAUGCCAGGUGACAGUUUACAUCUGGCUGCCAGAGGUGAAGCUGAUGUGGGCAGCGGGACUGCCCACACAGAGGGUGCCAGUGCUGGUGGUACCCGUACAAGAAGCCAGUCACGGAGAAAAAGACGGCCCAAAGUGGAUUAUCAGCAGGUGUUCACACGUCACAUAAACCAGAUCUUUAUUCGAGGAGAGAAUGUCCUGCUUGUCCAUUUAGCACAUUGACUUGGCUGAGCCUUUGUCAGUGUAUUUAUUUGAUAGCAUGAAUUGCCACUGCAGCUCACAUCGCUAUUUAGCGUUCUCGUUAAGUAUGAUGGUACUGUGACUGGUUUCCCAUUGCCAUAACAAGAUAGGGGAAAUAAUUGUAACUGGAGCAUCCUGAGCUUGAUGCUAAAGCAGCCUCCUUAGAUCUCUGUUGGGGAUUUCUGUUGCUGAUGUGGUCAGAAAUGCAGUUGUUUCUGUGAUAUGGGCACAGAUCCUACUGCUCCUUUAAGGAGCUCCUUUAAGAAGCUAAACAGGGCUGGAAGCGAAUAUUGGUGGACUCAGCUACAGAAGCUAAUUGUGGCCCACGUUUAAGGAGCAUAAGGUUUUUAUUUGCAUGUUCUGAGUAAUCUCAAGAGAAGGUUGCUAAUGAAACUGAUAGUUUAUCUGCUGCUGUUACAUGGAUGUUCUCUUUUCCAGACAUAAUUCUGACAGUCAUUUUGGAAGUAUGAAAAGGUGGAGUGACGUACUACUGGUGGCUAUUAGCUGCUUCUUCAGUUAGCUCUCUAAUGCCCUGUAUGAUAGAAAGCCUCCCAAUUGAAAACUGCCCUUUUUCUCUGAAUACUGGAAGGACAUUAAUUUGUUUUUACAAUAUCAAAGCUUGGGCUUCUAUUUGUAUGCUGUGCUUUAGUCGUGUGUCACCAGCAAGCAGCUAAUGUAGCUGAUCCAUGGGCCUCCAUAUUUGGAGUUUCUCUGUAAAUAUUGUGGCUGCAGAUGGCAAAUUGUACUUUCAUAUUUCACCCAUUUGCUACUUGGUGUAAUAGUGAAGUUUGCAAAGAUGUCAUUUUUCUUCUCAGAUUUAAGUGUGCUGAGCACAACUGUACUGUAUCUAAGCGCCUUUCAAGUUUCCUCUAUUGAAAGUAGAGGUGCUGUGUCUCCAGCAGUUCUUAUGGAGGAGAAAUCUUCAUGGGUCUUUCCUAUCCAUAUGAAUGAUGUAUCAUCUAAUUCCAGUUAAACUGAGCUUUGGAGGUGCGCUUACAAAUGUUUUGAAGUAUUAAAGUCAAAGUCAGCUUAUCAUAUAACUGCUUUCCAAGAGAGCUACAUGUGAAAGUUUGAGGGUAAAUGAAGCUGUUACAUUAUCCAGUCUAUUCCCUUAGUUGUGAAAGGACAGUAGAUUUCAUACUGCUACUCCUGUAUUCAUCUCAGCUGCCUUACACUUUGUGUUUAAGAUGAAGUUGGGAACUUGCUUUAUAGUAGGGCUUGUAUUGCAUAUAGAGGUCGUAAGUCUUCAAACUGGUUGACAUGUACGCUCAGUGACAUGUAUUUCUGUUGCUGCAAAUGCAACAUGCUGCUUGCUUGUCAUUAGGGGUAUGUCUGGGGUUUGGGUGGAUUACAGAAAUCAUUUAGCAGGAGUUUCUGGACACACAAAGCAGCUGGAUGCCUCUGGGGGACCCUGAAACUUUUAUGGCAAUGUUUCAGAUGAUGUGGGCCCCUGAGCUGCAAACCCAAGUUCAGCCUGGGACAGAAGUGCCUCAGAAUAAAACGUACUGUUGGCAAAUCAGUUUCAUCAAGGGGGGUAAGGAAAGAAUAUCUACAGUUUCUUAUUAUACAUAACUUUAUUGGUGUCAUCCCUUCCUUUUAUGAUCUGAGACUGGGCACUGAAAAGAUUCUUCUCUUGAAGGUUCUUGUUUCCUCUCCUUUAGUGCUGUUCUUGGUUGUGUUUUCAUGUGGUCUGCGGUUCUUCUUCCUACCUCCUUCUCUUGUCAGGAUUUUAUCUCUUCAGGACAUUCUAAUCCUGGUUUAGGAAGACUGUUCUUGUAUUCACCCCCAGUUGUCCUGGGUUUCUGAACUUUUCCUGGUUAGCUUUCUGUGUGGUUGUCAACUAACCAGAAUGCUCACAAAUUAUUAGAAAUGUGAAGUUAGAACAAGGGUUUUAUUUCUGCUCCUGACUUCUCCUCAGCUUCUGUGGCAAGUGAAUGAUUGUCUUCAUUAUGGUUUUGGUUGUGGUUUGCUUUUUCCCCUCUGCUUUUUUGUUUUUCUUUCAGUUUGGGAUGACUGAUCUCUGCCUUUUCCAUUCAUGCCAAAGGCUACUGGUUUUGACCUCUCCUCUUUCCUUCGUGCUUGACCAAAGGGUGUCAGAUCUCCACUCAGGCCUAUGUACUAUGACUUCUAAUUGAAUUCUUGCUCUUCUUUACCUCAUAUUCUUAAUUCUCUUGGUUUGCCCGGUUUAUACCACCUUGUGUUUCCUUCCAGCAGAACCUUUUCUCCGAAACCUUGGAGGUGUUGCUUCACAUCUACAAGUUUCUCUUUUUACAUUUUAUGAAAAGUGCUGGUGCUUGGACUUGAGUUGGUGCCUUGAUUUUUAUACCAUCACUGACACCUUCUUCCGAAAUCAUCACCUCAGUCAACAAACCUGGUUAAGAACUAUCCAGUUUGUCUACUUCUUUUGCUCUACCUCAUUAUUAAACUAUUCCUCCUCUGUUCUUAUGGUUGUCUCAUCUGUGGAGUUGGUUAAAGGUCUCUCUUCCAAUUUAGAUUUAAUCGCUUAUUUGGUGGUUCUUUGUUUCCUGCUUCCUAAUCCACCUCUUACUGUUUCCAAGCUGCUUCCUAAAUACAGCAACUUCAGAUCUUCCAAAAUGUCUUCCUUUUCUCUACUUUCUCUCACAUUUUAUCUUUUUAAAGUCUAUUAUCAAAGUGCUAGUUUAUGAAUUUUCUCUUUCAUGCAUAACAUUUGUGAUUUAGUCUCUUUCAAGCAUCAUGAUUAUGACUAAGGAAGUGAUCCUGUAUGUGUGUCACUUGCAUGUUUAAUACUUCAGCUGAAGUUGCUCUUUAAAUAAAAUUGAAUGUGAUGUUCCAAAAUGAAGUCUUCUACCUCACUGAAGCAUUCAUGUAAGUCUGUUUAUGAAAAAAGAAGUCAGCCCUUGGAAGCAAACGAGCUUUGGUUUUAUGAAUUUGAUUGUUUCUGGUUAUUUAUUUCCACGUUUUUCCUCUUCCAAACUCAGCAUAAAAUCCAGGUUCAAAAAGCUGUCUGCUUCUAGCAAUUCCUCUCUUGCUGCAGCGUCUCAGAGAUAUGUGAGCAUACACACCUCGAGUCAUUGUGCUGAUGAAUGGAGAAUAGGAGCAGGAGGUUGUCUUAAGAAAGAGCAAGCUGUGUGAGAGUGAAAAAGCUUUGGGCCAAGUAUAAGAACCUCAGGAAAGGAUCCCAAUCCUGGUUGCAACCUAUCCAGUGUUUUAAGACGUUGUUCAGCCUGGUCAUAGAUGAUGCUACAGGCCCAUCUCUUGGUGUCAUCAUGUAUCUUUCCAUUGCCAGCAUGGUUCAGUAGAGAGCCAAAUCUCAUGGUUAAGAGUGAUUUUAUUUGUAUGGUGAUGUAAUUCUAGGGAUUGCAGAUGGUGUGAAAGGGGUUUUUAUGGAACCACAUCUUAAAACCUUGCUGUGCCAUGCGGUUGCGGGGAACUGGUAGGGAAAAUCGGGCUGAGAGCUGCUGUGUUAGUCAUGGUUAUGGGUAUCUUGGCUGGAAUAAUUUCCUGGGGAAACCUUUUGCACAGGUGCUUCAUUUUUACUGAGCACUUCUUAAACAGGGCUAUAGCAGUAGAAUAGAGAAGAUCAAAGGAGAAGGAGCUUGUAAAAGGUGUGGAUUUAGUCACACCUCUCCACUGACUUCUCCAGCUUGUUAAUUGACUGGAAGUUGUUUGGGGUUGUUUUCUGCUUUGUGACAGGUAUUUGGCAUGUCCUCACCAGGUGAUUACUUGAAGUAGCUAGUGAGAACUGUUUUCCAUCUGCUUCUUGUCCUUCUGUUUCUGGAUUUGCUGUUUCUGAUGCAGCUUUCCCUUCUGCAUCAUUUGGAAGCAGGGCAAGGUCUCUCAGCAGGAGCAGGCUUGACUGUCCACUGGGCUUUUUUUCCUUAUUCCUUUUAUAAUAAGAAAUAUUAUGUUCUGUCUAGUUUUGCAUCCACAUCACCUUUAGGUAUUCUUGAUUUUCAUACUGUUCUCUGCAGACUUAUAGAAUUAUUCAGAAGAAUUGUAUAUCUUGGAUUGAUUGGAGUAAACUGAUUUGGGUUUUUUAAUAUUUUUACUUACUUUCCUUGCUAGGUUUGCUUAGUUUGCUGUUGCAGUCACCCACUUGUAUCUAUGAAUCACUGUGGGUGAAGAAAUGUUCAGAAAAAAAGCAGCAGAGAAAAAAGAUAUCUAACUUUUGUUGAAGGUGACAUCCUGCCCAACAUGCUGUCCACGCUUACUUGUUUCUAUUGCUUGCCAGCACUGACCUAAGUGGGAUGGAUGGAAACAAUGAUUUCAUCCAGAAUCUUGAAAGAAAAUGGAAAGGCAGCAGGGAGAGCAAACUGAAAACACUCAGUUUCUGAAGAUGUGUAUCUCCAGGUAAAUUUCUUGCCUUUGGUUAAACAGGUCAGAAUUAUAAUGACCAUCUUAAAGUGCAAGCUCUGCAACUGGAUAAAGUUGGAAGGCACAGUGCUACACCCUUUCAGAGGCAAUGCAGCAACAGGAGCAGUAAUGCUGAUUCCUUCAGCCAGGCAAGCUCUUUCCUUAGAAGCUGUUGAUGUCUAUGCUAGUGUCUGCCUCAGAGCAUAACUGCAGAAUACUGCAGAUUAAUGAAUUAAUGUUUAAAAUUAAUGUUUUUUCUCCUGCCUGCGUUGCAAAAUGUAAAACAUAAAUGCUGAAAUACACAACUUCUGCAUCCCAGAACUGUUUCAGUUCAUGCUUUUGCUUCUUGACAUUGGCUUAAAAAUUUGAAGUUUAUACUGUAGCAAUUCUUAAACAGUCUUUGUUGUAACAGAAUUUAUGGAAUUCUUAUUGUAAUUAUGAUAUUACAAACCAAAAAUAUCCAUUCCCCUGGAUAUUACCAAGAUGCGCAAAUGGAAAUGUAUGAAGCCACAACUGGGAGAAGAGAUGGUAAAUACUUCCCUUCUAGUGAAGGAAGGUGAUCCUUCAUUAGAAGGAGUAAUUACUUCUUCACUGAAGAAGUAAUUUCAGAGCUAAUUCUCCUGGUUUGCUGGUGUGAUGGUAGGUGAAUUAAGCACGCACAAGGCAUGAGCUGAAAGAUGCAUGGCUCAGUUUAUAGACUUGACUAUCAACAGAAUGACUUUACAAUGAGAGUUUCUAGAGAAGAAACAGUUUACAGCCUUAACAUCUGCAGCAUUAGAUCCAUGCAGAGCUUUCUUGUCACUAUUAUCCUUGCCCAUAAGAAGAUAAAUACAGGGGGUUUUGUGUUUAUUCUUGUGCUGCCCUGUACGAUGUUUUUCAAGAUGUAUGUAGCGGGGAGAUCUGACUUAGAUGGACAGAGGAAGAGAGGGGCAACCACUUGCAAUAAGAACCCAAGGGGUGAAACCUAAAAUCUAAGCAGUAUCCUUCUGUCUAAUGAGCUAUAAAUCUACUGAAGGAGGAUAGAGUCCAAGCUGAGCUUUAUUUUUCAGUUUACCAAAAAUACUAAUACCCUGGUUGGGUAUACUUGGACCAAAAGAGAAGAAUGCACUUACAUUUUCAUUUAGAUUCUUCAACUCUGUCAGAUGUUUUUCCAGUAGUGCCUGUCUCACCUUCAGAUAAAUAUUAUUACGAUUUUUUUAAGUCCUGUUCUGUUCACGUAGCCAGUAAUGUGCAUUUCAUAUUCAAAAGGUGCUUCUUGAAAUGAGUGUCAUUAGAAGGACACCUGUUUUCAGGAGGUUACAUGUAGUCUUCUGUGCUGGUUUAUAAAACGCUUUUUAAGACUUGACCUUUUCCUGUCAGGAGUUGUCCAUGUGUCUGCAGGACAAACAUCAUCUGUUAAUGGUAGAAAUGUGGAGUAAAACCUCACUAUUGAUGAGCACUUUUUGCUGCUAUUUUUUACCUGUUAGCAGCCUGGGCAAUAAAAAAACUGAGGCCACUUGGGAAGAGCUAGGCACAUGUGAGGGUCCCCCUCCAGGUGGGCACUGCAGGGUCAGUGUGCUUGAGAGAGACUUUUCUUGAUGGAAAGAAAUGUGCAUAAUCUGCUGUAAGUAUAACAUGGACCUCUGUACAUCUCCACAGCUCUAGGCUUUCAUGGCAUGCUGAAAGGAGAGGAGAGAGGAAUUAGUUUACUUUGUGGUAACUCUUUGGAGUGUGGGGGUGCUUUCCACCCUGUGCCCUCUUGUCAUGCUUUGGCCAGCACUGGGCAGUUGUGCUCUGUAUGUAAAGAAGGAGUUGUAGAGGCAGUUCUGGAGUGCAGCAUCCGUUAUGCUGUGAGUGUUUCACAGUACAACUGUACCCCAGGAGUCUCUGCCAGACUCCAUCCCUGAUAACUGACACAUUUCAUCCUGCCUCUAGAACUUUGCAGAGGAAACCCAGUGGGAGAAAAAACAAGUAAGCAAAUUUUCCCUUUUGAGGCAGGGAUGGUGAAAGCCUGGGUUAUCCUUGUUAGCUUCCUGGGGGUGCAAGCAAAAGGCCUACCUUAGUGGAGGAGUGUCAGAGAUGGCUUGUCUCAUGAUGUUUACAAGUCCUUUUAGAUGUCACUGUAAGUGCUCUUGCUUUUAGCUGGCAGAAGUGAAGGCCUGUCAGGGAAGGAAAAUGCCUUCUGAUGUUCCUGGGUAACUAUUUUAUUAGCUGCUAGCUUCAUACUAUACACUUGGAUGACUUAGCUGAAGAAAAUUAGUACACCUGAGACUUUCAGUCAGUCUUGUAUUCGUUUGGAAUGAAAAGUAGUUUGAUCAGCUUGUGUAAAAACAUAUCUAUCCUUUUUUCCUCUCAAAAGAUCAGUGCUCUCCCUCAGGAAAGAAAUGAAAGCUGCUCCUGCUUCUAUAGUGAUUGCUUCUGAUUUCCACAGCUUCAGAGCAAAGUGCAGCUGUGUCAUUGUAUCUUCAACAUGACACAUCAUUCUGAGGUGAGAAAAUGGGAGAAGCGUUCGGUUUCUUUAAAACUGCAAUGGGCAUUAGGAGGGGAGCAGUUGUGUUGACCCUGCUUCAAGCGGGGCACGCAUCCACUGCAGUCGCAUGGACUGGGACUUGGUAACCAAUUAGUCAUCUAUAAAACUUCCUUAAUGAAUCACAGAGGAGCAGUGUGACCUACCACACUGACAUGGGACAAGUUCCCAUCUCUCUACUGCCACUUGCUCACUGAAAGGCCUUGGCAAGCCACUUCCUUCCGUUUCCUUCGUGCUCUGCAGCUGUAACACAUCUGAGAGCAAUCCUUACCAUACAGGGAUUCGGGGAAGCGGUGAGUGCUACACAAGUGCUAAGUAUUGUUACUAAAGCUAUAAUAUGUCAGGUAACGCAGAUACAUACAUCAUCUGCCCUCUUCAGGCACUUGACUGUUAGCCUUAAGUCUUGGCACACUGAAAACGUGCAGGAUAUCAGGUACAAUGACACCCUUCAGUCUUGAAAUUACUUGUGUCUUCAAGGUCAGAUUUGGUGACUUCAAUAUCUGUUUCACAGCUGCAAUACCAUGUUUUGGCCAAAUGGUGAUAAAUGAGAGUGUAACUUGUUUGUAAUUCCUUCUCUGUCUUCCUAAAUAUUUUGUUUCUUGGGAAGCUGAUGCUGCUAUGAACACACUGAAUUUGCAGCAUUCUGCUUUCCAGAUGUAAAUGUUUAUAUUUAAAAUUGCCAAGACUGCAAUGCAAUAAAUAUAUCCCUAUAA
Molecule: messenger RNA, 8895 nt
Organism: Melopsittacus undulatus (budgerigar)
Lineage: Eukaryota; Metazoa; Chordata; Aves; Psittaciformes; Psittaculidae
Gene: LSM11
Product: LSM11, U7 small nuclear RNA associated
Exons: 4
Coding region: 1-1323 (440 amino acids)
Biological process (GO): mRNA 3'-end processing by stem-loop binding and cleavage
Cellular component (GO): U7 snRNP
Molecular function (GO): U7 snRNA binding
Source: RefSeq, a predicted model, not a curated record